Molecule: messenger RNA, 1142 nt
Organism: Meloidogyne enterolobii
Lineage: Eukaryota; Metazoa; Nematoda; Chromadorea; Rhabditida; Meloidogynidae
Source: the annotation of a GenBank genome assembly
UCACUGACUACAUCCAGAAGAAAUGGGUCUUUGGAAAGAGGAGACGCCUUCACCGAAUAUGAGAAAAUUCUUCUUCGGCAACACCACGUAUUCAAGAUUUUAAAGAAAUACGUGUUCUUGAACAGAUGCUUGACAAUCAGUCAAUAGUUGUGGCCGAGACACUUAUUGUUGAACGCAUCAGUAAGCCGUUGUGUCAUUAUUCCCUUCGGAUAGUGGAACUUAGAAGUGUGACUGCGCUCCGCGCUGCUUUCCACGAGAUUAAUCUCCUCAAAAAUAUUGGGAUACAUCCACGCAUUAUGGGCUUAUUCAUGGCAUUUCGCCAUCGGCAAUACCUUGGACUACUACAACCGCCAUUCUCUACAUUACAUGAUAAGAUUGAUUUGUUACGUCGUUUCAAAAAAUCAGCGGGAACAUGUUCUCCUGUCAUCUUUAGAGACCCGUGCACUAAAAUUUCUAUGAAAAAUUGUUCUAGGCUGUCUGAACGUUUUUUGAAGGAGCAUGGUGUUUUUAACAGGAAUGCAGUUGUAUUUGUAUUAUUGCAGGUCAUUUCAGCGCUCGAAUUUCUCAAUUCAAAAAAUUUUGUUCACACACAAAUUUCUUCAUCAAGCGUUUUUAUUGACGGUCGAUGUUCCAUUAAACUAGGCUCAUUUAUGCAUUGUCGCCGUAUUGGAUCAAAGUAUUUUUUCUUAUUUUACUACGUGAGAUUUUUUAUUAGGCGAUGUUUAUUCACUGGAAACCCAAAUCUUUUUCCACCUGAAGCAUUUCAUUGUGAUGAUCUUUUUGUCAAGCCGAAUUUUGACACAUGGGCUCUUGGACUCUUUGUUUUGGAGAUGGCAACGGGAAGGCGAAUGCGUUAUUCGCGCAAUGAAAUGUCAGAGCUGGCUGCUAAAUUUCUUAAUGGCACCGAAGCACCACCAACACUGGAAGAAACUGCUCCUGAUACUGUUUUCCGUGGACAACAACUUUACGAUCCACAUGUCACAAACUUCCUUUCUGAAUGUUUCAAGAUACACCAUGCUAAACGCAGAGCUCCUCUUGAGCUAUCAUCACAUCCUUUUUUGGCUCGUUUUUUCGAUAAAGGUGAAGCUCGUCUACAGCUUGGAGUUGAGCCACUUAAAGAGAUUCCAUGGGAACGCUGAAGA